Molecule: messenger RNA, 1509 nt
Organism: Scheffersomyces coipomensis
Lineage: Eukaryota; Fungi; Ascomycota; Pichiomycetes; Serinales; Debaryomycetaceae
Exons: 1
Coding region: 1-1509 (502 amino acids)
Biological process (GO): biotin import across plasma membrane
Cellular component (GO): plasma membrane
Molecular function (GO): solute:proton symporter activity; dethiobiotin transmembrane transporter activity; biotin transmembrane transporter activity
Source: RefSeq, a predicted model, not a curated record
AUGGUACAACUGGACGUUGAUAUUGAUAUGUCUUCCACUCAAAAGAUUAACUCUGAAGGUCAAAAUUAUGAAUCAUUCCAAGAUGAAGAACUGUCAUUAACAGAACAAGAAGUUUUAGAUAAAAAGAAAUUAGAUAAGAUUUAUAGAAAGUUGGAUUAUAGAAUCAUUCCAGCUUUAUGGUGUUUAUACUUUUUAGAAUCAUUUGGUUCAAGUGCUUAUGGAUUAACAUUAACUAUGAAUGCUGAUCAAGGUCAUUCUUUAGGUCAAAAAUUACAACUUACUGCUAAGGAUAUUUCAACUGCAUCUGCUUUAUAUUAUGUUGGGUAUAUUAUAUUCGAUGUACCAAUGAAUUUAAUCAUGACAAGAGUUAGUCCUCAAUCUUGGUUAGCAAGAAUUAUCAUUACUGUUGGUCUUGUUUAUUCAUUUUAUCAUAUUCUUACUAAUAAUCAAGGUUUAUUUGCAGUCAGAUUCAUUUCAGGUUUGGUUGGUGCUGGUACGUGGCCAGGAAUGAGUUAUUAUAUUUCUCUUUGGUAUCCAAAUGAAAGACUGACAAGAAGAAUUGGUUAUUAUUUCACUGCUGCUCAAAUAUCAGCUGCUGUUGCUGGGUUAGUUAGUGCUGGAUUUCAAAAAAUCGAUGGAGUUAGAGGUUAUUCAGGAUGGCAAUGGAUGUAUUUAUCUUAUGGGGUCAUUACUAUUGCUUGUGGUAUUCUGUUAUUAUGGUGGUUACCUGAUAGACCUUUCAAACCUGAACAUGAAGUUGAAUCAUCUAAUAAAUUAAUGUAUUGGUAUAGAAAAAUCUUUACAUCUCCUUUCCCUCUUAAUGAUGAAGAAAGAGAAUUACAUAGAAAAGAUUUACAAUCAAGAUAUAAAUUAAUCAAAUGGGGUUGGAAAGAUGUCUUUAUGAUCUUAACUGAUUUAAGAAUUUGGCCAUUAAUCAUUAUGUAUUUCGGUGUCGUUGGUACUGGUUUUGGUUUAGCUGUGUUUGGUUCUACUAUUAUUUCUGUAAACAAUCCAUCAUUAACUUCAAUUCAAGUCUCUUUACUUUAUGCUCCAAUUUGGUUAUUUGAUUUAGGUGGGAUUUUAAUUUUAACUCCAUUUGCUGAUAGAAAUAAAAAAUUAAGACCUUAUAUUUUUUCAUUUGCUUGUGGUAUUAUCAUUUGUGGUUUAUUUGUAACUACUUUUGCUAAGGGUAAAUGGAGUAGAUAUGGUGGAUUAUUAAUUUCCGGAUUUGGAUUAGGUCCAACUGUUCCAAUUUGUAUGUCAUGGGCAGCUGAAAUCUUUGGUCCAAGAUAUGGUGAUGUUGGUACAGCUGUUACUGCUGCCUUAGUUAGUGGUUUAGGUAAUUUAGGUUCAGUAACUGCUACGUAUGCCUUAUACAGUGGAUGGCCUGAUGAUGCUAGUAGAUUAUACAGAGAUUCCAAUAUGAUGUUAGUGGUAAUGUUAGGAGCUAGUAUAAUUGCUGCAGCAGUUUGUGAAUUGAUUAAAAAUAAAGUUAGACAAGUCAAGUAA